Molecule: messenger RNA, 247 nt
Organism: Piliocolobus tephrosceles (Ugandan red Colobus)
Lineage: Eukaryota; Metazoa; Chordata; Mammalia; Primates; Cercopithecidae
Product: 60S ribosomal protein L39
Exons: 1
Coding region: 38-193 (51 amino acids)
Biological process (GO): translation
Cellular component (GO): cytosolic large ribosomal subunit; ribosome
Molecular function (GO): structural constituent of ribosome
Source: RefSeq, a predicted model, not a curated record
CCGCCAUCGUGGUGUGUUCUUGCCACCACUUCUCGCCAUGUCUUCUCACAAGACUUUCAGGAUUAAGCGAUUCCUGGCCAAGAAACAAAAGCAAAAUCGUCCCAUUCCCCAGUGGAUUCGGAUGAAAACUGGAAAUAAAAUAAGGUACAACUCCAAAAGGAGACAUUGGAGAAGAACCAAGCUGGGUCUGUAAGGAACUGCACAUGAGAUGGCGCAUGUAUUUGUGCUGUCUGAAGGUCACGAUCAC